Molecule: messenger RNA, 2867 nt
Organism: Danaus plexippus (monarch butterfly)
Lineage: Eukaryota; Metazoa; Arthropoda; Insecta; Lepidoptera; Nymphalidae
Exons: 4
Coding region: 513-2300 (595 amino acids)
Source: RefSeq, a predicted model, not a curated record
UUUUCUAAUUAGAGCGCCGAGCACAGGUGUCGACCUAACGAUUUCAUGUUGAAUGUUAUGCGGCCAAAUAUGAAAGUGUCCUCAAUUCAUGUAACAAAUGACAUGCUGUCUUCUUCUUACUCUCAUCUCGUGUAUAGCGCUAUUCCUUACUAAAAUUACAAGUUUAAAAAAUAGAUUCUUGAAUUUUGUAGUAUAAUAUAUAUACGUUCAGAAACUGGGCAUCUGUGUCAGGUACAAUAUUUUUUUGAAAAGCUUUUAAAUACUCUUUAUUUAUUUUUAAGUUGGAUUAUACAUAUUUUUAGGUCACUUGUAAAGGAAUCUUUGAUCUUCUUUAAAUAUAAAUAUUUUACAAUCGUGUAUUAUAUUUUGAAUUAAAAGCGGCGAAUUCAAAAUAUAUGGAACAAAGAUUAGAAGAAAAGAUAAUGAUAAGAUAACACGCUUGUAUCUAGUAUCGUACAUCACUCAUGAUCAGAAUAUAUUACUUAUGAAGUGAUUGUUUAUUUCUUAAUAAUAUGGAAGAACCAACACACCAAAAUAACCGAAGGGAGAGGAUUGAAAAUGGCGUGGAAGAUUUACAUUUGGACAGGGUCGUCGCAUCCCAACCUGAGAUUGGACCCACCCCUCCUGAUGGUGGAUAUGGUUGGAUGAUAGUUAUUUCGGCAAUUAUAUACAAUGUAACUGUGCCUACAGUGAUAAUAUUAUAUGGACUGGUGAUAUUAAAGUCAAUACGUGAAGAGGAUCACGCUGAGGGUGAAAAAAUGAAGAUAUGGGAUCAGGACUUAGCAUUAAUACCAGUUAUUAUGAUUGUGAUAAGACUGUUACUUGAGUCAUGGUGCAGAGCUGUUGUGAAAAUCUUUAAUAUGCCGAGAUUUACCGCCCUGGCUGGACUGUGUUUGACCAUUGCCGGAAUUCUACUUUCUAGUUAUUCAACGAAUGUGUACCAAAACGAUCAUAUAGUAAAUAUUUUUGCUGGUAUUUUCGCUGGUGCUGGGUGCGCUUUAACCGGACAGCAAACUGACGUGCUUAUAACACAUUACUUCAGAGAUAAGCUCACAACUGCACAGAGGCUGAUACGAAUGGCACCAUCUCUUGGGAACAUAUUGUCAUGUCUGCUUGUUGGCUACCUCUGCACUGUAUAUACAGCCGAUGUAGUUGUCAUGAUAUAUGGAGCUGUAUUGAUGCAGAAUUGCUUUUUCCUCGCUGCGUAUACGAGACCCGUGUAUAUAGAAAAAGUUAUAAGGUCGACCUAUAAUAUGAUUCGAGCAGUUGAAGACGAGGAUGAUGUAAUUUUUUCUAAUCAAAGUGCUGAUAGAUCCAAUCAAAGGCCAACAGGAAGUCCUGAUGCGAGAGUGGCAGCGGUGUCAUCAGAGAACCCCGUGUCCGUUCAAGACGAAGAUGCAAAUGACGUAGUAGUAUUUAAAUCUAACAAAAACGCAAGAGAAAUAAUCGAUCCAGAAGUAGAGCAACGCGAAAAUAACAGAGAAAUGAGGUUCUCGACCGAUUUCAGUACAAUGUUCGAAGCACCAAGUCGAUUUUCUUCCGAUUUUGGUAAUUUGGACGUGACGAGCUACAGUCGUAUCAACGGAUAUCAGGAGUUGGAGAAUAUUGAUAGAGAGCACCACCCGCAGCCAUUAUACAGAGAAACAACUGUGAAUGCUCCUUCCAACAGUUUGGUGUUCACAUCAGACGUUACUCCGGGAACAGCUAGACGAACUGCCUCCUUGAAGAAGAAUUUCAUAACCGUUGUUAACAUGUUGCUCGAUUUCAAUUUCUAUUUGUACACACUGUUACAUCUGUGCACGACAUUCUCAAUUCUAAUUCUCGGGUUGCUCUUCCCGCCGAUGCUAUGGGAACUCAAUCCGAGUAUGAAUAUAUGGUCGGUGUCGGUGUCGUCAGCUGUAGCGUACAGUGGCGCGUUUUGUUUCAUCAUUCUGAUCAUCGCGCUGCCACAGAAUAUCAACGAGAAGGCGCGCCUCUGUACUGUGUUCUGUGGGAUUGGUGCUAUUGGAUUUUAUGGUAUAACUCUGUCGUCCAAUAAAAGCUUCAUGGUUGUGUGGUGUACACUGGCAAGUCUCGCGACAGCCGCUUCCAGUGUCUUACAGCAGCCUUUGUACAACUCGCUCAAUGACUUUGACACAACGGCCACUAUGACAACCGCGAAUGCAAUAGUCGCGAUUUUAAUUAUGAUUUGGUCUCUCGUUUAUAAUUACGAAUACAGAACUUGUUUUUUCAUCGCCAGUCUCCUACAAACGGGGACAGGUUGCGUGUUCUUCGCGGCGUCGUUUAAAAGACGGAGAUAGUGCAAUGGUUUGAUUUAAAUUCUUUCCACUCGCCAUUGUAAUCUAGUGUUAGGAACAAACGUUAUAUUUAAUUGAAACAAGUUACCAUUAAAUGUAUUUAUUAUUUAAGAGAUCGCUUACAAUAGACGUGCAACGUAACCAUUCUGGUACAUAGUAUAAGUAAAGUAAAAUAAUUCAUUUAUACCAUGAAAUUUUUGCAUUUAUGUUAAAUAGUAAUAUGUUUUUUAUUCGAAUUAAAACAAUCGCCAACCGAGUAUCUUAACUUAGACUGUAUAUAAUAAUACUUUUUGAUAGUAAAUUAUAAUUAAGUAUUUUUUUUUUUGUAAUAUUUUAUAUUAUCAAAUUAUACAAAAAUAAAUUAAUAUAUAUUUUCUAAACUUAAUUUUAUGAUUUCAUAAAUUGGUAUGUCCGCUUCGGACCUGAAUAAAAUUUAAAUAAAAAUACUAAUAGGAAUGUUAUAAAUGAUGUGUCCCCGCCUUGAUGUUGUAUUUAAACACAUGAUAUGUCAAAUGAUUUCACUAAACAUAACUUCAUAAAAAUAAAUAAAUUUCAAAUCAGUCCAUAAUA